Messenger RNA from Pieris rapae (cabbage white), 2564 nucleotides. Its product is annotated as protein KRI1 homolog. The coding region runs from base 88 to 2502 and encodes 804 amino acids. Lineage: Eukaryota; Metazoa; Arthropoda; Insecta; Lepidoptera; Pieridae. Gene Ontology annotation, cellular component: 90S preribosome; nucleolus. The transcript has 12 exons. Gene Ontology annotation, biological process: endonucleolytic cleavage in ITS1 to separate SSU-rRNA from 5.8S rRNA and LSU-rRNA from tricistronic rRNA transcript (SSU-rRNA, 5.8S rRNA, LSU-rRNA). The record is from RefSeq and is a predicted model, not a curated record.
AAAAUUAACAUAAUCUGUGCAUUGAAAAUAAGCAACACACGUGUGGAACAAAUUAUUUUAAAAUUAAUUUUCUGAGCUGGUCUAGGUAUGACUAAAAAGAAAUUAUUUGACGAAGAUUCAGAAGAGGAUGAGACUGAUUUGAAAACAGAGAAUAGCUAUGCAAAGAAUUAUGAUAGAUGGCGGGAGAAGGAAGAACUUCAUAAAUUGGAACAGAAGUAUGGUCAGAAACCCAGUUCAGAUGUAUCUGGGUCUGACAGCGAGGAUGAGAGUGAUGAGCCUCCAGAAAUUUCAGAAGAAAUUGAAACACAAUUCCUUAAAACCUUGUCCUUAUUAAAAACUAAGGAUCCUAGAGUAUAUGAUCCCAAUUAUAAAUUCUUCAAUGAAAAGGUAGAAAAGGAAAAAGAAAUAACUGAAGAUGUGAAGAAAGUGACUUUUGCUGACAGUGACGAAGAUGAUGAUGAUAAUCCAAAUAUAUUUAAUAUUGAGAAAAAAGCUGUAAUAGAGGAUCCUACUAAAACUGAGGACGAAAAAUUGAAAAAAUAUUUAACUGGUAAAGCUGAUCACAUUGAUGAAGAAAUUGAAAAGGAUUUGGAACCAUUGAAAGCUUUGUGGUCUGAUCCAAAACUGAAUGAUGGUGAAGCUUUUCUUAGAGACUACAUCCUAAAUAAGAGAUAUCUAGAAACAGAAGAAGCAGAGGAAACAGAUCAGAAAAUCCGUGAUGAUGAAGAUCUUGAGGCUGAUGAAAAGACAGUUGAGGAGCAAGGCAAGUUCGAGAGAGCAUAUAACUUUAGAUUUGAAGAGCCUGAUGAUGAAUAUCUAAAACGCUAUCCCCGAACUAUGAACUUCAUUCGUCCCAAAGACGAUCGUAGAUCUCGAAAACGAGCAGAAAUAGCGCAAAGGAAAGAAGAGGAAAAGAAAAAGAAGAUGGAGGAGAUUGGGCGAAUGAAAGCUCUUAAAUUGAAAGAGAUUCAGGAGAAGAUUGCCAAGAUCAAGGAAGUCACAGGAAAUGAAGAACUAGCUUUUGAGGAAGCAGAUAUAGAAGGAGACUUUGAUCCAGCUGAGCAUGAUAGACGGAUGAAAGCAAUAUUUGAUGAACAGUUUUACGGAGAAGCUGAUGAUGAGAAACCAGUGUUUCCAGAUCUUGAUGAGGAGCUAGAGAUUGAAAAUUGGGAAAAAUAUAAUGUGCAACAAGACAAUAAGCACGAUGAAGAUGAACUUCAUUGUGAAGAUGAAGAUUUCAAUAUGGAUGCUGAUUACGAUCCAAAAGAAGCAAAGAAAAAUCUUGUAGAAGAAUUGAAAAGAGAUCAGAACAAGAAGCGCAGAAAUAGGAAACGGAAAUCAAAACUGGCCGAAAUACUAGCACAGGAAAAGCCAAAGUUCGCACCACAAGUGGAAAAGAGUUAUGCGGAAUAUAUGGAAGAAUACUAUAAAAUGGACUGUGAGGAUGUAAUUGGGGAUCUGCCGACAAGAUUCAAGUACAGAGAAGUUGUACCAAAUGACUUUGGACUCACUAUUGAAGAGAUACUGCUAGCAGAUGACAAAGAAUUGACACAGUGGGUGCCACUAAAGAAACUUGUGAAAUAUCGUCCAGAAAAUAUUGAGAAGAGUGAAGUAAACACAUACAGACAAAAAGCAGCAGAUGAAAGACUAAAAAAGAAGAUUCUACCUAGUCUGUUUAAGGAUCUACCAGAAGAGCCUGAAAUAGUAGUACCUGUAGAAGAAACCAUUUUGAAGAAAAAGAAAAAGAAGAAGAAAAAUAAAAGUAAAUCUGAAGAUGCUACUGCUACAAACAAUACUAUUUUAGAAAAUCAAGAAAUAAAUUCAGAAGCAACUAACAUAGUGGAACCUGAUAAAAAGUCUAAAAAGAAAAAGAAUCGUGAUAGUACAAAAGAAAGUAAUAUUCUUACUAAUGAACUGUCAAAUAUAGGAAAUGAAGAUAAUGUAAUUAGUCAAGAAAUAAAUUCUAACAACCAUGUUCAAUCUAAAAAGAAAAAGAAGAACACAAUAGAUAAUUUGAAGGAUAAUUCAAAACAUAUUGAGAUUUCCAUAGAUGAUAAAACGAAAGUUGAGGAAACUAAACAUGCAGACAAGAAAAGUAAGAAAAAACAUAAAAAAGUUUUCAAUAAUGAAAUCAUUAAUUUAAGUGUAACAAGCAGUGGAGAAAUAAACGAGAAUAAAAGCCAACUAAAUGAUAAUCAUAAUAAUGUUAAUACAAAGAAUAAAAUUAAGAAAAUGAAAAAUAACAAUUUCAUAGUAGAAGAUGUUACGGAAGCAUCUAAUAAGGCAAGUACUAACGCGAGAACGAAAAAUACGCAAAAACGUAAAGCCAAUCAUGAUAAUAGCAAUAUCCCAAGAAAAAAGAAUAAGAACAAAAAACAAUGGAAGUCUCAUGACAAGAAUGAAAAUACAAAUCCUCUAGCAAAGCUAUCAGAUGAACGUUUGAAGGCUUACGGAUUAAAUCCCAAAAAGUAUAGGAGUUUCUUGAAAUAUAAAAAGUUUUAAAUCUUAUUUGUAUGAUGUUGUUGUUAUGGAAACUAUUAAAAUAAAUUUUUAUUUUUUGUGUA